This is a messenger RNA of Sitophilus oryzae (rice weevil), 2211 nucleotides long. RefSeq names its product E3 ubiquitin-protein ligase SINA-like 2. The transcript is spliced from 2 exons. Bases 1144 to 1473 code for a protein of 109 amino acids. NCBI's taxonomy places the organism in Eukaryota, Metazoa, Arthropoda, Insecta, Coleoptera, Curculionidae. The record is from RefSeq and is a predicted model, not a curated record.
AAGUUGAGUUGCCCAAGGGGCGUCCGCUGGCUAGGUAGCGGUGGAGAGGAUUCCCAGGGGGUUCCAAAGUCCGUAAAAAAACCGAAAUCCGGAACGAUUUCCUUAAGCACGAAACUCUCACGAAAAGAACUUUAUGUCCCAUAAAGUAUCCUAGAUAUGGUCCGCUGGCUGGGCGAUGGUGGAAUCCACGUCCGCUGAUGGAUCCAAAGAGGCCAAAAACCGUAAAUUUGAAAACCAUUUCCUUAAGCUUGAAAUUUUGAUGGAAACAUACAUUUUUAUUGACAUUUGCAAAAAUAAUCGUCCGCUGCCUAUAUGCGGGUGGAAAAGUCGUCCGCUGGUGGGAUAAAGGAAGAUAAAGGGUACCGAACAUAAACGCGUUAUGAUGCACAAGCGGACGACAUUUCCACCGACAUACAGGCAGCGGAUGAUUGUUUUCGUAAAUCUCAAUAAAAAUAUUACCUUUCAUCAAAAUUUCAAACUUAAGGAAAUGAUUCUCGACAAUCUAUUCACAAAAAACAUGCAUGGAAAACACGAGAGGUUGAAUCAUAAUUUAAUCAGUCGACUAAAAUUUUAAUAAACUGUAAAAUACUAUAUUACUGAGUAACUACGUAGCAUCGUAUAGAUUUAUUUAAGUGAUUGGAGUGAUUCAGGUGAAAUUAAUUUAAUCCAUUUAUAAAAACUAUAAAUAAAAAUAUAAUAAAAUUAUUCCUAUUCCCCUUUGUGAAGAAAAAUCAAAACUGUAUCCCCACGAAUCUCUAGUCCUAAAAAAAUAGAAUUUAACGGAUCAUUUUAUUAAUCCUGCACAAGUAAAUCUCCAAAAAUAUUUCAUACAUUUUUGACAUUACGUAAUAUCUGAAGAAAAAUAUCUGAUAUUUAUUUAUUAUUACAGGUGGCGUUGCCAAUAAUAAUAACUCAGACGUCACGUCGCCGUCAGUGAUCGCGCGCAUCUUCCGAAUAAAAAGACGUUUUUUUGACGUUUCGGGCUCAAUAGCAUUAUUUACCGGUUAGAUAUGUCUGAAAUCGAAAAGUUUUGUGUAUUUUGUUUAAAGAAAAAGGAUAAAUUAAAAUCCUUCACGGAAACAUCAUUGAAAAAAUGUCAGGAAAUUUUGAUCGUUCGGAAAAUUAAUAAUUUGAAAUGGAACGAUGUUAAUUUACCGAAGGAAGUGGUCGACUUUUUCUGUAUCAUUCUCAUUGUUACUCUGUUUUUCCAUCUUUAUCUCCAAUAUUUGGAAAAACGCCUUCAAAAAGGAGCCUCUAAAUUUGGAUCCACUCGAGUAUGGUUGGCAAUUUGAAGAAGGAAAAUUUGUGUGCAAAUGGUUUGAGGGCGAUCAGCUACCGUCAUCAGUGGAAAUGAUCACACAAGAAGAUACAAAUGCUGAAGGCACUGAUGAGGCGGAUGAAGAUGAAUUAUCACAAGAGGAUGAAGACAGUGAUGAAUCUGAUAAUGACAGUGAUGAAGAAGAUGAUGAUUAAACGUUUUAAAAUAUUUUGUUUAAUAUUUUUGAAAAAAAAACCUUUAAUUUCUAGUGAAUCGAAUAAUUAAAUAUAAUGAAUUACUCAAUAAUAUAAUAUUUUACAGCUAUUAAAAUUUUAGUCGACUGAUUAAAUUAUGAUUCAACCUCUCGUGUUUUUUGUGAAUGAUUGUCGAGAAUCAUUUCCUUAAGUUUGAAAUUUUGAUGAAAGGUAAUAUUUUUAUUGAGAUUUACGAAAACAAUCAUCCGCUGCCUGUAUGUCGGUGGAAAUGUCGUCCGCUUGUGCAUCAUAACGCGUUUAUGUUCGGUACCCUUUAUCUUCCUUUAUCCCACCAGCGGACGACUUUUCCACCCACAUACAGACAGCGGACGAUUAUUUUUGCAAAUGUCAAUAAAAAUAUAAGCUUCCAUCAAAAUUUCAAGCUUAAGGAAAUGGUUAUCAAAUUUACGGUUUUUGGCCUCUUUGGAUCCAUCAGCGGACGUGGAUUCCACCACCGCCCAGCCAGCGGACCAUAUCUAGGAUACUUUAUGGAACAUAAAGUUCUUCUCGUGAGAGUUUCGUGCUUAAGGAAAUCGUUCCGGAUUUCGGUUUUUUUACGGACUUUGGAACCCCCUGGGAACCCUCUCCACCACUACCUAGCCAGCGGACGCCCUUUGGGCAACUCAACUUCGUUGAUACAAUCGGUUAUUCAUGAAUCGGAGCUUAAGGAAAUCGUAUCCCAUUUUGUACGCGGGAGGC